Messenger RNA from Paramecium sonneborni, 1246 nucleotides. Lineage: Eukaryota; Ciliophora; Oligohymenophorea; Peniculida; Parameciidae. The record is from the annotation of a GenBank genome assembly.
UUAAUGAGUGCGUAACCACAGCAAUAAAUAAUAUUUGGUGCUUGUAAGGUUAAGGAUGGUCUAUAUAUAGGUGAUGAAUAUGCAGCAAAAGUAAUAUACAUUUAUUUAACAAUCAAGGACAUAGAAUUUAUAGUGGCAAAUAAAAUUGGCUAUAUAGUUAAUUGUUCCUCUGAUUCUAUUGAAAAUCUCUUAGAAAACAUAGGAAUCAUGUAUUUCUCAUUUUAAUGGCCAGAAGAUUAACCAGAAGUAAUAAAUUUGUAUUUUAAUCAAGAUAGUUGUAUCUAAAGACUUUGUAAAUAAUGUUUACGAGUUUAUAGAGGAAAGUGUUACUUUAGGCUAAAGUUGUUUAAUAACAUCUUUACAUGGUUAAAGCAGAGCUUGCUCUUUAGUUACUAUUUAUCUAAUGAAUAAGUAUGAUUGUUAAUUUAUUAACUUAAGAUUCAAAUGGUCACUUUAUAAGACACUAGAAUAUUUGAACUCAAGGAGAAGUGAUUUAGAAAUUAAAACAUCAUUUUUCACUGUUCUGAAUCAAAUGGAGAAAUUGCUUAAUCCAGAAACUCUCUCAAAAAAAUGGGAAAUGUUUAAUUCAUAAUUUAUAAUAUUUUAGAUAACAUAAUACGAAUUAGGAUGAAAUUCUAAUCACUAAUACAUUUUUUAAUGCUCAAUCAUAAUAGAUCGAUUAGAUUUAUAUUCAACCAACUGAGUUCUAAAAAAUGAAUAAUAAAUCUUAUAUUUCUUUAAUAGGUUGGACUGAGUAACAUGUUUAAUAAAAACAUAACCCUCUCAAUUAAUUUAAAUCAAUUCUUAAAGUAUUAUAAAACAUUUAAUUUAGGGAUCAAAUGCAGUUUUUACUAAAGAUGGUGGAAAUAGAAAAUUCGCACUUAAAUCCUUUUCAGUUAAUAAAGAAAAUAUACCUGAAAGUGUACCUUAAAGAAAAAACACUCCAUCUUAAAGGUCUACAUAAAGAAGCACUAGUAAUCCAAAAUAAAUAUAGCAACCAUUAAUUCCUUAAUCAUUUAUAAAUUAAUCUCAAGUUUCUACCCAAAAUCUUUAAAAUUAAACAAUCAAUUAAAAUUAAAAGCUUCCUAUAAAAACUAUUCAGACACUCCCUCCUUCAGGAUAAAAUUCAAAAAAAUCUUUAAUUAUUUAAAAAGAAAAUAAUUAACAUAAAAAAAAUAGUGGCAAUUAAGUAGUCUAUCCAGUGAAGAUUUUAAGACCAAAAAUGCCUAAUUUUGAUAAUAUUUGA